AUGUCGAGUCCUGUGGACAGGGCCGCAAGCACAGAUGCUCCCACACAUCGAGCACCGCGCAGAGCAGGCGGCAGCAGCACCUCGCUCAGCUCGCUCCCUUCGCGCCUCGUCGCACCGCCGCCGCCCACGCUCAAGCCUUCCUCGCCCGACGUGCAGCUCGACCUCAGCUCGGCCGCAUCCGCCUCCACCGCCCACACCCACGCAACACUGCGCUCGGCCAGCGAUGCACCUCGUCCACGCUCCGUGCUGCCUUCCUCCUCCAGCCCACGCCCCACCACCAGCGUCAUCGAGUCGAGCCAGCUCUGGAAGACUUCCGCCGCAAAACGUGCAGAGAAGAGCUGGGCACUCCAGACCGAGCGCGCGCUCUACUCGGACGCCAAGUUCAAAAAGUACCUCGCCCUCGUAGAGCGCACGCUCGCAUCGUUCGACAGCGUCAGCGAGUGGGCCGAUUUCAUCUCAUUCCUCGCGCGCCUCCACAAGGCCAUCCAGGCGUAUCCGGCGUACAACGUGGUGCCGCGCAAGCUCAUCGUUGCAAAGCGCCUCGCACAGUGUCUCAACCCGGCGCUGCCGUCGGGUGUCCACCAGCGCGCGCUCGACGUCUACCACCACAUCCUCAGCGUCGUCGGCCCCGACGGCCUGCGUAGGGACCUUCACGUAUGGACGUCGGGCCUCCUCCCCUUUUUCCAGUAUGCCUCCACGUCGGUCAAGCCUACGCUGCUCGCCAUCUACGAGACUUUUUACCUGCCGCUCCACGACGACCUGCGUCCGCUCACAAGGGCGCUCCAGAUGGCGCUGCUCCCCGGUCUCGAGGAGGAAACGAGCGAGUACUUUGACCGCACGCUUCGCCUGCUCGACCGCAUCUCGGACGCCGUGGAGCCGGCCUACUUUCUGCAGAACCUCUGGCUCACGCUCAUCACCACGCCGUUCGUGCGCCUCGCCGCGCUCAACUACCUCACCCGCAGGAUGCCCGACCUCACGCAGCACGACGAUCCCACGCUGCUCGUCGGUAAAGAUCUUGGCCUCAUGGUUCGCGGUCUUGCCCACGCCCUCGACGAUGACCUGCUGCUCGUGCGUCGCAACACGCUCGACAUCCUCGUCACCCAUCUCGCCGUCGACAAGCCGCUCUUUCGCCGAUUCGUCAAACGCCCCGACCAGAUCCUCCUCGUUCGAUCCGCCCUGCACGUCGUUCUCCGCAAGGACCUCAGCCUCAACCGUCGGCUCUACACCUGGCUCCUCGGCGCAGAUGAGACACCCGCGGCACAGAUCGCCUUUCUCGAUGCAAACGCACUCGACCUCGUCCGCAGCGCUCUCGCACAGGGUUUUCAUGGCGCCUCGGCCCUCGACACGCUCGAGCGCCAGAAACCGUACCGCAUCUUUGUCUCGCUGCUCGACAAGUGGGAGAUCGGCCAGUCGCUCACACGCGUCCUCGCCCUCGACGCCUUCUACGCCAUCAGCCUCCAGGUCGCAAAGAGGCAGGAGGAGGAACUGGUGACCACGGCAAAGAUGCUCUUUGAAGUCAUCGAUCCGUUUUUGCUCUACGGCCGAUUCUUUCACGCCAUCACCGAGUCCUUGCAGCCCGAAAAAGGCUCCGAGGAAGAGGGGAGAUCGCCCCUGUCGCUGCUCUGCUUUAUAUUCAAGGCGUUUCACAUCCACGACGACGAGACAAAGCACAUUCACGUGCCGCUGCUCUUUGCCGCCAUCACGCAGCUGCUUGACCAGCGCCUUACGCAACCUGGCGGUGAUUCGACUACGGACUUGCUCGAUGCGCUCGAGCUGCUCAAGCUGUUGAUUACCGCCAUGCCCUCGCGCGUGUUUGUGCGCAUCGCCGAGCCAGCGCCCGCCGAGCCAGCGCCCGCCGAGCCAGCGCCCGCCGAGCCAGCGCCCGCCGAGCCAGCGCCCGCCGAGCCAGUCGACGCAUCGUCAUCGGCCAGCCCGGACUUUUGGCAGCGCGCACACCGCCUCUACGCCUCGAGCGAGACCGACAGCCAGCACGCCGCACGCCACUUUGUGGGCUUUCAAGACGCCGCCUCGGCCAGCGCGCUCGUCGAGCUGCUCAGCCAUGUAGCGCUGCGGUGUGGCGAGCGGGCGCGCGAGUCGGCGGCGCGAACCGAGCUGUUUGUGCGCGCGCUCGAUGUGUUUGCCGACCUCAUGCGCGUGCUCGACGGGUCCGAGGCGGCCGACGAGAUCGCGCUCGUGCGCGCCGAUGCAUCCAGCGCACCGCUGCGCACACAUAAGCUGCAUUGGAACGCCGACAACUGGGCCGAUUUGCUGCUGCCGUUUCUUGAGCAUGUCGCGUCGUUUGCGCAGGUGGAGCGCAUCGUCGAGGUGCUCAUCUCGUGCUGCAUCUGUCGCGCGCUCGACCGCCCGCUCGUGCUCGAUGCGCCCACGCGCGUCGACCGCAUCGUCGCCGCACUGCUUCGCUACCUCAGCCCGGCCAUGGCACCCUACCACGUGCGCGCCGUCGAGCUGCUCUGGGCCACCAACAAGGUCACGCGCCGCUCGCGCCUCGAGACCGCACUGGCGCAUCAGCUUAGCCAAGGCAAUGCAGCCGCGCGCGCUGCAGCACUCACGGCGUUCGGCACGUACUGGCGGCUGAGCGAGGAUGUGUCGACGGACGAGCUGCGCACGCCUUUGCUGCUUGUGCUCGACCGGCUGCAGGCGGCCGAUGCCGACGAGCGGCAGCACGCCGAGCUCUGGCUGCGCGCACACGUCCGCUCGUACGUCAAGCUCGUCGAUCCACUCGUGCACAUGCUCGUCCACAACCAGCCUGCGCAACUCGCACCCGCCACAGUCGACCUCGACGGCAUCAGCGUGGCGAUCACCCACGUCGAGCAGCCGUACAACCACGAGAUGGUGGUGUAUGCGCUGCGUACGCUCGCCGCGCUCGUGCGCUUCGCCGGCGCGGGUCUCGUCAAGGCACUUGCGUCCACGUCUCUAUCGGCGUCCCUCAGCACAACCACCAAGCAGCUCGUGCGCGCCAAGACGCUCGAUGGCGCCGCGAGCUAUCUGGACGUGGUGCUGGACGAGUGCGUCGUGUGGAUGCGCACGUAUCCGGCAGUGCAGCUCGAGGCGCAGCUCGCGGCGUCGUCCGACACGCUGCGUGCUGCCGCAGUGGAUGCCAUGCACGGCCUCCUCCAGCGUGCCGCCGUGUCGCCGAGCCGCACCGACGAGCUGGAGCGCGAGCUGAUCCAGGCGCUGCUAGUUGGCGUGCAUCGCGGCGCGACGGCGGUGCAAAACCGCAUGCUGCAUACGCUGCACACCCUGCUCGCAGCCAAGACGGGCGCCGCAGCCCAGCGCACUGCUGCCUCGGCAGGCAUGCAUUCGCGCACCGACUCGACAGGACGCAGCGAGGCGGAUGCUCCACAACCUUCGCCGUCGCCCCAGAUAGCGCAACCGCACCCGCUGCUGCUGGCCAUGCUGCAGCGCGGCCUCUCGACGCCGUCGAAUCGAGCCAUGCUGCAGCACUGGUCGGACUUUGUGCUGUCCACCGCACCGCUGUACCGGCGGCAGGCGGUGGGGCUGCUGCUCGCGCUCAACAGCAGCGUAUGUGCGCAGCUCGACGCAGCGAUGCGCGAAGUGAGCGUCGCAUAUGCGCCCGCACCCAGCAGACCCACGUUUGGCGCCGAAGUCGUAGUGGCCGAGAGCGACGCACAGUGCAGCGUGCUCGAACCGGACGUGCUGCUGCUCGUCCACCUCGUCGAACGCACGCUCAUGCUCGCCACGCCGCAGCUGGGCCACGAUGGCACAGGCGCUCGCACGGCGUCUGCAUCUUUGGGCGCGACUGGGCAGUCGGAGAAGGCGAGCGGCGAGAGCGCACCAGGCAUCCUGGGCUACGUCAGCAAUGUCUUUGCGUCGGAUGGAGGCGGCGACGACAAGGCGGAGGAUGGUGCGGCAGCGCGUCGACGCGCACUGGCGGUGAGCGUAUCUACGCUGCACGGCGUAUGGGAGCGGUGCGGACUGGAGCUGUCUGCAACGGACGCCAAGUCGCUCUCGCUCGAAGCGAUGAAUAGCAAAGUGCGGGUGCGAUGCCGGCGGGCAUUUGACCGCAUCUACCGUGCUCACCCGGGCGAGACGGUCGAGGCGCUGCUGCGGUGCUGGCAGCGCGCGCGGCACGACACGCGCGGGGCCGAGGCGGUGGUGGAGGUGCUGGCGAUCGUGACACCGAGCGCGCAGAUCCUGGUGACAUUCCUGUGCGACGUGCUGGGCACACGCAUGAUCCGCGGCGAUGCUGAUCGAUCGCGGCGCACAGCCAGCUCAAACGCGGCGGUGGCGGUGAGCGAUGCGACGCUGCUGCUGUUCUUUGAGCAGGUGCUGGAGCGCAUGGAUCCGGCCGAGGCGACGCAGGUGUGGCCGGUGGUGAUUGUGCUCGUCAAGGAGUUUGUGGCGAGUGCACUGGCGCGCAAGGUGCACGUGUACCCGAUGCUGCGCAUCCUCACCGCGCUGGGCGAGAAGCUCUGUCUCACCGCCGGCAUCGAGGAAAGACGCACGCGGCGCGAGCUGCAGGACAACUACGCCAAGCUGGUGGACGCGUGCAUUCUGCUGUCGGGGCGGUCGCUGGAUGCGUCGACGUGGAUGCGGCGCUCGGGACGCGACGAGGAUGUGGGCGUGGAGCGCGAGGCGGACGAGCUGGCGUGUGCGCUUGCGCACGAAGCGUCCGGCGUAGUCGAGGCGAUCAAUGUGUUUCUGGCGACGCGCGCGUUGGCAGCACUGCGCAAGAUGCAACUCGACACGGAUCGCGUGCAAGCACUCGUUGCGAAUGCGGUGUACUACAUUGCGGCGCCUGCUGCGCGCACGCGGAGCGAAAAGCUCGAAGUGGAACCCCACGUCGUGGCGCUGCUGUCGGAGCUGGUACGGAUGCCCGGGACGGUCAAGGCGUGGCGCAGCACGGUCGGGGAUCUCUUCGGCGACGCACGCUUCUUUAGCAUGGGCAUUUCGAGUGCGACACGGUGGAAGCCGAUCGUGGUUGCGUUGCUGACGCAGGACAAGGAGCGACUGGCCGACGUGCUGGCGCGCGUCUCGACGGCCUCGACGGCAGCCAACAUCUUUGCGAACCGCGAGCUGGAGAUGGUGUCGCGCGCGCUGAGCCUGCGUCGACUUUCGUUUACGCUGUUUGCGGGCGAGCGCGAUGCGUUUGUGGUGCAGCUUGCGCAGAUCCAGGAAAAGGUGGUGGAGCUGCUGCGCACGGCGCCGAGCGAGGUGCUGCAGGCCGAGGUGUACCUGUGCCUGCGCGUGGUGCUGGUGCGGUUCAGCGCGCGCCAUCUGACGAGCUUUUGGCCCGUGCUCAUGACGGAGCUCAUGCGGCUGUACGACGGCGUGGCGAGCGAGCCGGAGCGGUUCGAGCAGAGUGCGGAUGCGCGCCAGCUGGUGCUGUCGACACUCAAGCUGCUCGACAUGCUGGUGCUGCUGCAGCCAGACGAUUUCCAGAUCAACGAGUGGAUGUUUAUCACCGACACCAUCGACGCCGUGUAUCCGUCGGACGACUUUCACGCAGAUACGCUGCUGGAUGCGCUUGCCGCGACGUUUUCGCGCGACACUACGGCCAGCAGUGGCAAGACCGGCGCGAGCUCACAGCAGCAUCAGGGCGGAGCGGGGGCAGGUGCGGCUGCAAACGGGCAGCGACGGCUGGAGCUGGGCCACAUGCGAACGAUCUCAUCGCUGGGCGAGGUGGUGCCAUUCCUGCACUCGGUGUCGCAGAACGCAUUCGAGGCGCACUACUCGGACGGCGGCGUGGACAUGGAGCAUGUCGAGGCGUGUCUGCUGCGCGACAUGUUUGAUGGCGAUGACGACUCGCGAUCGGGCGCCGAUUCGUAA
This is a messenger RNA of Moesziomyces antarcticus, 5811 nucleotides long. RefSeq lists its product as uncharacterized. Bases 1 to 5811 code for a protein of 1936 amino acids. Gene Ontology annotation, cellular component: endosome; trans-Golgi network. Gene Ontology annotation, biological process: Golgi to endosome transport. Lineage: Eukaryota; Fungi; Basidiomycota; Ustilaginomycetes; Ustilaginales; Ustilaginaceae. The transcript has a single exon. The record is from RefSeq and is a predicted model, not a curated record.